Ambispora leptoticha is the source of this 243-nucleotide messenger RNA. The record is from the annotation of a GenBank genome assembly. NCBI's taxonomy places the organism in Eukaryota, Fungi, Glomeromycota, Glomeromycetes, Archaeosporales, Ambisporaceae.
AUGAAGGCUAAAUUAUGGAGACAGGGAUUGCCAACCAGAAAAUGGCAUUUUGGGACUGUGCAAAAAGGUAGUAGUCAACCUACUGGGUUUGAUGCUCCGGGUAAUCCAGAAUAUCAGAUCAACAUUCCGAUAAGUGAUGUAUUUUAUGACCCACCUGUUCCAGCUGUUGGAUAUGUUCCACCGGUUUCUCGUCCUGCAAUUCCUGGUGGUAAUUUCAUUAUUGAUCUUUACGAAAUUCAGCAG